Rhincodon typus (whale shark) is the source of this 4691-nucleotide messenger RNA. It is a transcript of the gene dyrk1b, whose product is annotated as dual-specificity tyrosine-(Y)-phosphorylation regulated kinase 1B. Gene Ontology annotation, biological process: positive regulation of DNA-templated transcription; peptidyl-threonine phosphorylation; protein autophosphorylation. The record is from RefSeq and is a predicted model, not a curated record. The transcript is spliced from 11 exons. Gene Ontology annotation, cellular component: nucleus. The coding region runs from base 1009 to 3321 and encodes 770 amino acids. Lineage: Eukaryota; Metazoa; Chordata; Chondrichthyes; Orectolobiformes; Rhincodontidae. Gene Ontology annotation, molecular function: protein serine/threonine kinase activity; transcription coactivator activity; ATP binding.
GGGGCGGGGGGGGGGGGGGGUAACCUUUUGCAAAACAGCUGAAACCCAUCUCCUGCCUUGACGCUGUACGUGUACAAGGACAGGCUCAGAGAGUGGCACUCGGCCCCUGAACCGAAGCGGGGUAGAAGGUGUCUUGUGUUUUUAAAUCGUUUUGUUUUGGUCGGCGCAGGGGCUCACCGUGAAAGCGAGGGAGCUGUGGCAGCGCAGGUAGGGAAGGGAGCUGGCAUCUGGCGUGAACGUGUCGUUUCUGGGAUACACUUAGGAGCCAAGGAGAGGGCAUUUAAACACGUGCCUCUGUCCGGUUCACACAGAAAUCAGAUACAAAGCCCUCCCACCUCAACUCCCCAGCAUCGGAGCAAGCUGCCCACUUUUCAGAUUGCCUGUCAUUGUUGGAGACAGGAACCUGACCCCUGCGUGUGUACCAUAUACUGGAUAGGAACUUCAGCUCGCCUCCUACAAGGUCAUUUCAGCAACUCUUGAGUGUCUGACUCUGAACCUACAGCAUCCUUUUCAAGCCUGAAGCUGCUGAAUCAACCCUUGGAUUCCUUCCAUUUCGUUUUGGUGGAAAUUUUCAACCUUUUUUGUCUGUUUUUGUUUGGGGAGCAUAGGAUGUACAUUACAGUGUGAUAACUUCCCUUGGACAAGUAUCGAACGGAUUAUACAUACACCAGUAUUUAUUUACCUGUGGCACCUGCCUGGUCACUUGCUGCAUUCAACUUUGACUCACUGUGGAUCUUCAACAUUCAGAUACUGGUUGCUGCUCUCCAACUCUUUCAUCGUUUGAAGCUUCUGCUGCGGGAGUUUGGCACAAAUUUUAGUGUUCAGCACUUGGCUGAAGCUCCCAGUCUGGUCCAAGGCACCUCCAUUCAGUGCUCGCUCCAUCCUGCAGGCUCCUACUUUCUCUCUUACUCCCUCAUGGUCGUCGCUGAUUUGUGAAGCCCAACUUGCAGUCCUUCUGACCUGCACCGUGCUUUCUGCUGCUCUCCUCGCUGUGCCAAGCUAGUUCCAAUGGUGAUCACCUCCACCAGUGAAGUUGAACAGUCUCCCCCCAGCAUGCUGGCCGCCUUGCAGUCAGAAUGGAUUAAGCAGGAUCCCAUUUGUUACCUACCUGCCACCCACUGCAGCAAGAAGGCGUCUCGAAGUGGGACCAGCUCAGGAUGCAAGCCCCCGUCCUCACACUGUUUGUCUGCCUCAUUUGGCUUCACCCCCGCUGAGCCCAGCAUGUCAAACCAGCAUGGACACCUGCCUCUUGGCAACGUGCAGCCCAUGUGUGAACUGCAGGAGGUCCGGCAGGGCCAUCACUGGGGUGUGACCGCAGGCCGGGCACCCAACUCUGACCACCAGAGGGGCAACCACAGUGAGCGGAUGCUAUCGGACAUGACGAUCUUACAAAGGAGGAUCCCAGUGAGCUUUCGUGAUCCUGGGACUGCGCCCCUGAGAAAGCUGUCAGUGGAUUUGAUAAAGACGUACAAACACAUUAACGAGGUCUACUAUGCCAAGAAGAAGCGUCGCGCCCAACAUGUUCCCCCAGAUGAUUCCAGUAACAAGAAGGAGAGGAAGAUUUACAAUGACGGUUACGAUGACGAUAACUAUGAUUACAUUGUGAAGAACGGGGAGAAGUGGAUGGAGCGAUACGAGAUAGACUCCCUGAUUGGGAAGGGAUCAUUUGGGCAGGUAGUGAAGGCCUAUGAUCACCAUGAGCAGGAGUGGGUGGCCAUCAAGAUCAUCAAGAACAAGAAGGCCUUCCUGAACCAGGCCCAGAUCGAAUUGCGCCUUCUGGAGCUCAUGAACAAACAUGACACUGAGAUGAAGUAUUAUAUCGUUCACUUGAAGCGACAUUUCAUGUUCCGGAACCAUCUGUGUUUGGUUUUUGAGCUGCUGUCCUACAACCUGUAUGAUCUACUGCGAAACACCAACUUCCGUGGCGUCUCCCUCAACCUGACUCGCAAGUUUGCCCAGCAGAUGUGUACGGCCCUGCUAUUCCUGGCCACCCCUGAGCUCAGCAUCAUCCACUGUGACCUCAAGCCUGAGAACAUCCUCCUGUGCAACCCCAAACGCAGUGCCAUCAAAAUCGUUGACUUUGGCAGCUCCUGCCAGCUGGGGCAAAGGAUUUACCAAUAUAUCCAGAGCCGUUUCUAUCGCUCACCUGAAGUGCUGCUUGGCAUGCCAUAUGACCUGGCCAUUGACAUGUGGUCACUGGGCUGUAUCCUAGUGGAGAUGCACACAGGGGAGCCUCUCUUCAGUGGGUCGAAUGAGGUGGAUCAGAUGAAUAAGAUAGUGGAAGUUGUCGGAAUUCCUCCUAGCCACAUGCUGGAGCAGGCGCCCAAAGCCCGCAAGUACUUUGAGAAGCUCUCGGAUGGGCUAUGGGCCAUCAAAAAAGUGAAGGAUGUGAAGAAGGAAUACAAAGUGGCCGCUUCCCGUAAACUGCACAACAUCAUUGGUGUCGAGACGGGUGGGCCCAAUGGGCGUCGUGCUGGUGAACCAGGGCACACACCCGCGGAGUACUUGAAGUUCAAGGACUUGAUUCUAAGGAUGCUGGACUAUGAUCCCAAAACCCGAAUCACCCCUUUCUAUGCACUUCAACACAACUUCUUCAAGAAGACCUUGGAUGAAGGGACAAACACAAGUAACAGCAUCUCAGCCAGCCCCUCAUUGGGACAUAGUCAGUCAACAAGCACUGCCAGCUCUUUGUCCAGCUCAGGUGGUUCCAGUGGGUCUUCAGGUGACAACCAGAAUCAACAUUACACCAACCGUUACUUCAACCGCACCGAGGCUCAAACAGACUAUGAAAUGCACAGUCCACAGGUUCCACGGCCACCUUCGGUGCACCAUCAGCAGCUGCGGCUGUGGAGCAACGGCGACACACCAGCCAACAGCAGCAGCCUGUACCCAGCACUGCCCCCUCACCCCGCGACUGGCUCUCAACAGCAGCACCUCCAAGGUAAUGAGGAACAUCGCCUGUACCGCCUCGGGACUGCCAGAGUGGCGAUGCCUCUUCAGCAGCGCCACUACCAUCACCACCAUCGCCACCUGCUGUCUGGCUCCCCGCCCCUGGUACCUGAAGCUGCCUCCUCAGCCCACACCGCCUUCCUCCUCCUCUCCCCCCAGAGUCCGGACUCCACCCAGCGAGGAUCCUCAGGCUUGCACCUUCGGACUAGGACUGCCUUGCCUGGGCACAGCCUUUACCCUCCCGCAGUGCCCCCAGGCCCUGAUAUUGACAGCCUGCCGAGGGCUCCAAACCAGCAUCGCUACAGGCCUGAGCCAGACAGCACGCCCAUGAUGGGCUUCUGCUCCCCACAAAGUUCUGCAGCCACUUCCUGAUGAUAACUUGACACAGAAAAGAAAGUAAAAUCUAUAUAUUAUAUACAAAUGGAAAUGAAUAAAAGCCAUAAUGUUGAUCAAGUGCUGCAUGGGUCAGGGGUGGCAGCAGAUGGAAUUGGGUUGGGGGGCGCUGAGGGUCCCUGAAUAUUUCAUUGCAACCUUCUAAUCUGAGCUCAACUGUAAUUGUAAAAUUGUUUUAUUUAUUUAAUAGUCUGUGCCAGAGCUUCAACGGGCUGUUUUGUUUUAUUUUUAAGCUUGAGGUAAUCGUGGAGUUCUGCUCUGUGUCUCCAGGAGCAGUUUCCUUUGCUGUUUCUCUCAGUCAUUUCCCCCCUCCCACCCUACCACAUCCCUUCCUUACUCUGUCUCUGUCUCUCUCAUUCUUAUAUUCUCACCCUCUAUCUUGCCCUCAUGCUGUAGCUCUCUGUCUCAUGCUCCUUUCCGCGCUCACACUUUGCUUCUUGCUUUUCUGAUCCCACUGUUAGCUUUCACUCUUUAUAAAUACUGAUGCAAGGUGACUUGAUUGAAGUGAUGUGACCGUGCAGAUAGGCAGUCUUCUGGAAUCCUUUAGCCUCUGUCGCCAUGCAUCCUCCCUUUCCUUUGCUUCCUGAGUAGUCAGCAAAAUCCAUAUUGUUGGCAGGAUUCAUACAUUCAGGGUGCACGCACUAUCUCUGUCCCUCGUUCCAUCUCACUCUUCUAUCCUCCUACUCACCCUUCUAUUUGUCCCUUGCACCCCUGGCCUCUGUUUCCGCUCAAUCCUCCUGUGAUCACUCUUUUCUCCACACCUCCCUGUGGCACAUGCUCAUCCUUCCUGUAGGUUCCCGAGUCUGGCAUCACACUGACUGCUGGUUCCUUUGUGAGAAUCAAUUUGGUGUGCGUGUGCAUGUGAGAGCUCCUGCUGGUAACACAGCUCAACUCUCUAGGUCUUUUGGAGACUGCUGAAUGUCACAUUCUCUGUUUUCCCCCUUUCUUCCUAUUUUGAGGUGUGGGACAAAGUAGGGGAGACUUUGAAUAACAGUCGUAGUGUUCAGUGUUAACAGCACCCAGCCAUCUCUGGCCUUCACUCUAUUCCCCACACACACUCUCUGCGAUUGUAACUGAGAAAAAGACUCUGGGAGAUGGAGUUUCAAAUUAAUUAGGGGAGACGUGAGAAAGCAUUAAUUUCAGAGCAUAGUGACAAUUAGCCUUUUAUCUUUUUUUUAAUUUAUUGCACCAAAGACUGUCUUGAGGUAUCACUGGGAAAUGUCUGAAGAGGUGGGGAGGGUGGGGAUGGGUUAAUGUGUACAGGAUUUUAGAUUUGUCUUUUAAAAUGUCUUUUUUUUUUUCCCUAACACUGUUUUAAAAAUAUAUAAAAUUGCCAGUGAUUGAUUGUA